CGGUUUAGUAACCGCUAGAGCGCCAAAGCUUACGGACUGUAUUACUGUAAUGUGGGUAUUUCAGCCACAAGAAUCUAUAUUUCUUAGACAAGUCUUGUGGUAAAUAUUUUUGGACCUUUUGUUAGGAACUUGCAUCAGGGAAAAGACCAAAGGUGGUAAGAUCUUUUGAAAAUUACACCUGUAAAGUUAUUCGUUUAGCAUAACGUUAUACAGUUAGUUUUAAACAUAGUAACGUUAGUCGUUUCAGCUGUUAGAACUGACUGAAACUCUAAUUAGGCAUAUUUUACAUUAUGUGGAAUCAAAGUCAGUUGACCUCAGAAAUAGUGUUGAAAGGGGGUAUUAUGUUUCUAGCACAUUUACUGCUUGAUAUUUCCUCAGGUCUUUUGUAUUUUCUGCUGUACUGAAGUGGAUGAACCUGUUUUUCAACCUCUAACGUUACUAAAAAGAUUAAAAAAAUAAAAAAUAAAUAGCCCAGUAUUUUAUUGUAUUGCAAAGUUUCUGCUGCUAAAAUACUUAAUUUCUUAAGAAUAUCGUUCAGCCCACCGUUAUAAAUAUUUAAUACAAGUAUGUUUCAACACAGUGUAUGACGAAAUUAUAAUUACUUAACAAACACCAUUAAAUCUUGGAACGUAAAAAAAAAAUCAAGUUGUUUGUGAUAAAAGUUUGCUGUUUCGUGGUUUCUCACUCUUAUUUGAAGGAAGCAUUUGCAAUGUAAAAGUCAGCAUUUUUUAUUUUGGUUGUGUAGAAACAUCACAAAGCAAGCACAUGACCUGAAAAAAGAGGAAAGAUAUGUUUUCAGUUUGCUUCUUCCAGUUUAAAAUCCUCCAUGACUUUGGAUAAACUCACAAGUGUCUCUGCCUUAACCUUUUAAAAAUCUCUUUACAAACCUUUCUUCAAAACAUAUAAAAGCAAAUAGCCAUUUAAUUCAUUUUUCAUAGCUAGAAAAUGACAAUUUGCCAGCAUGUUAAUCACAACGUGGAUGUGUUUGAUCUCAACAUUACAAUCAAUGUCAUAUCCUACUGACGUCAGAUGGUAGAGUCUCUUCUUGUAUUUACAAAAAGGGAGUGUGCACUACACAGGUUAUGUAGUGUGUUUGCACUUAUGGCUUAGUGCACUUAAGGAACUACUGCUCAACAGGACCAGUUGCGGAUCUUGUCUUUUAGGGAGCUGUGGUCCGGGGCUGGAUGGGGUGACCUCUGCAGACACAGAACCCCUCAUAAAGGAUCCAAGACCCAAGGAGCUCAGUGCCGUCUCACACAUGGAUGUUCAGGGGUACAAAUGGGUGUGCUGGAAGGUGUGGUUGUGUCGUAUUGGGGCGGUAUGUUCUUUAGGCCUGCUACUAGUGCUCUUCAACUGGCGCCCUCGCCUCAGCAUCCUGGCCCGCUGCAAAUCCUGUCCCAUUUCAAUGGCGGAUGUUUUGCUAUUAAAGGACCGAUAUGGACAGCAGUUUGUAGUAGAUGUGCUUACAGAGGAUAUUGAGGAAGGCCGUUUGGAGUUCGCAGUAGGAGAGACAGAUGAGAAUGAAUGGAGAGACACCGUGCAGCUACACAGUGAAAAGAAAACACAGCUCACAUACUAUGUGUUUGAGGGCAUGCGCUACAUAUGGAUUGCCAGGAAAGGAGCCUUUUGCAAAGCAAGCAUUCUCAAUGAAGGCUGGACCUGCGCUGACUUGCAUGGCCAACAACAAGGACUGAGUAAAGCAGACCAAAGCACAAGAAAGCAGAUUUUUGGGGCCAAUGUCAUUGAUGUACCUGUGAAAUCUUACUUACAGCUUCUCUUUGAGGAGGUGCUCAAUCCAUUCUACAUAUUUCAGGUGUUCAGCAUCAUCCUGUGGAUGUCAGACAGAUACUAUUAUUAUGCUGCUUGUAUCCUAAUCAUAUCCUUAAUUUCAAUUGGCGUGUCUCUUUAUGAGAUUCGUAAGCAAAGCACCACUCUCCGCCGCAUGGCCCGGUUGAUAGUGAACGUGACCGUGCGUAGAGACACGGGAGAGGAGGAGUGUGUGAGCUCUGAGGAGCUGGUUCCAGGGGACUGUAUUGUGAUUCCAGCCGAGGGUUUGCUUCUGCCCUGCGAUGCCGCCCUGCUGGCAGGGGAGUGCAUGGUGAAUGAAAGCAUGCUGACUGGUGAGAGCAUACCAGUGAUGAAGACACCAUUGUCUGUGUCUGAAGCCACAUACAGUUCAGAGUCUCAACGCCGACACACAUUAUUUUGUGGCACACAGCUCAUCCAGGCUAAAGGAGGCGGUCCUGCUAGGAAUGGGGCCAUUGCUGUUGUAACAUGCACAGGGUUUUUUACUGCCAAAGGAGACCUUAUUAGCUCUAUCCUUUACCCUCAGCCAUUAGACUUUCGCUUCUACAGGGAUGCUAUGAAGUUCCUACUAUUUCUAGGACUUUUGGCUCUGGUCGGCACUAUUUAUAGCAUUGUGAUACUUUUAAAGAGUAAUACAACCUGGCAAGACGUAGUCAUCCGGUCUCUGGAUAUUGUGACAAUAAUAGUUCCACCUGCUCUUCCGGCUGCUAUGACUACAGCCACUAUCUAUGCCCAGAGUCGCCUGAAGCAUCACGGGGUAUUCUGCAUCAGCCCACCCCGCAUUAAUAUCUGUGGCAAGAUAUCACUUUUUUGUUUUGAUAAGACUGGUACUCUUACGGAGGAGGGUCUGGAUGUGUGGGGCGUGAUGGAAGUGAGUGGAGCAGUAUUCGGUGAGCUGGUCCCUGACCCUCUCUUUCUUCCUCCUGGACUGAUGCUCUCUGCGCUUGCCUCCUGCCAUUCUUUGGCUUUGUUGGGGGGUCAAGCACUUGGAGACCCACUAGAGCUCAAAAUGAUAGAAUCCACUGGAUGGGAACUGACAGAGCCGGAGAAUGAGAUGGGGCUGGACUCUGAAUUUGGCAAACACAGAGUACUAGCAGUGAUGAGACCUCCUGCAUCUGAGCUCCCGUCACAAGGAAAUUCCGUCAGUCAGCCAGUGGCAAUCAUACGGCGAUUCCCAUUCUCCUCUUCUUUGCAAAGGAUGAGCGUGGUGACCAUUGGUCCAGGUGGAGCUUGUCCUGUUGCAUUCAUUAAAGGAGCUCCUGAAAUGGUUGCCAGCUUCUGCCUUAGAGAAAGUGUGCCUUCUCAUUUUUCACCCACUCUCCGGGAGUAUGCGAGCCAGGGCUUCAGAGUCCUUGGAUUUGCCUACAAGCACCUCACUAAGGAGACCAACCUAAAAACUGUUGAAAGGGUGGAGGUGGAGAAAGACAUGAACUUCCUGGGUCUGUUGGUAAUGAAGAACCAGGUGAAGCCAGAGAGUGCAGAAGUCAUUCGCACACUUAAAUUGGCACAAUUACGGCCUGUUAUGGUUACAGGUGACAAUAUUCUCACUGCUGUGAAUGUAGCAGGUGCGUGUGGAAUGGUGCUGUCACAUGAGAAGGUUAUUUUUGUUCAUGCAUCGCCCCCUACCGCCAGUGCAAUGGCCUCACUGCAGUUUCAUCAGGGAGAUGGUGCAGUAGCCACUAUUGAUACUCAGGAGACUAUUGAUAUUUCAGCACAGGGUCUCUACCAGAACGGUGCCGGCUAUCAUUUGGCUAUAAAUGGCAUGUCCUUUGCGGCACUUUGUGAUUAUUUCCCUGAAUAUCUGCCCAAGAUUCUGAUGAGGGGAACAGUGUACGCCCGCAUGACCCCAGAACAGAAAACCCAGCUGGUAAAAGCACUUCAGAAUCUCAAUUACAGGGUGGGCAUGUGUGGUGAUGGAGCCAAUGACUGUGGAGCACUGAGGGCUGCCGACGUCGGUGUGUCGUUGUCUGAGGCUGAGGCCUCUGUAGCGUCUCCUUUCACAUCCAAGUCUGACAACAUUAGCUGCGUGCCUCUACUCAUCAAGGAAGGCAGGUGUUCACUGGUGACAUCAUUCAGUCUUUUCAAGUACAUGGCCUUGUACAGUCUCAUCCAGUUUGCCUCUGUACUUAUUCUCUACACUGAGAAAACAAACUUGGGAGACUUGCAGUUCCUCUUCUUUGAUUUAGUUUUGGUGACUGUUUUGGCUAUAGUGAUGGGACGGGGAGGUCCCAGCGAUGAGCUCCAUCCCCAGCGACCCGCUGCCAGUCUUCUGUCUCUGCCAGUCCUGUCUAGUUUACUGCUGCACACUGUGCUGCUGAUCCUAGCCCAGGUGUCUGCCCUGCUUAUCACCAUGUCACAAGACUGGUAUGUCCCUGUAAAUUCCACUGUGACGGGAGCUGCAAACUUGCCCAACAUGGAGGACACAAGUAUAUUUGCCUUAUCGGGAUUCCAGUAUAUCAUCAUGUCUAUUGUGAUCACCAAAGGAUACCCUUACAAAAAACCACUGUAUUACAAUUAUUGGUUUGUAGGGGCACUGUUGGUUUUCUUUGCACUUAUGAGCUGGCUGGUUCUUUUCCGUCACACCAUCAUCCAUAAAGUGCUGCAUCUGUAUGACAUCAACGAUAUGAACUAUAAACUACUGCUGGUGGCUGUAGCAGCGCUCAACUUCUUCAUAUGCUACUUGCUUGAGAUUCUUAUUGACCGAGGUGCCCUGAACUGCCUUCAAAACCUCAGGGGAAAACGCGAGUCCAAAAAGCAGUACAAACGUCUGGAUGCCCAUCUUGCAGGAACACCUUCAUGGCCUCCCCUGAACCAGCCCUUGUUCCCAACUCAGUGCUCCGUCAUCGGUGUUAGCUAACACCUACCUCCUGCUUUAGAAUUUCAAUUCCCAAUGCACAUAUCCAGGAUUGCCAAAGAUCUGAUACCACCUCUCAGUGCACUAGUGAGGUAUGCGUACCAGGUGUCAUCCUUGUCUGCCUAUUAUAUAUGGCACAAAACUUACCAUGGCAACAAAGAAUGGACUGUUAGCAAUGGUGUUUCCAAUACAAAACAUAACCGAAGAAUAAAAUCCUUUAAGUAUUUUGAAAGGGUGUUCUGAUUAAUUAAGAAAAAGGGUAAAAACACAUUUCCCCAGAAUAUUUAUUAUAUUUACCAAAAGAUUUUUUUUUUUUAAAUCAUAUUAAUUCAAAUAGAGGGCAUAUUGCCUUGAGAAGUGCUUGAUUCAGUUACUAGCUUAAAUACAAAAUACUGAGUAUUUCUAAACAUAUGUUUUUUCCCCCCAAAGUUAUUUUAUACAUGCUACCUACCGUACUUUAUUCUCUGUGGCCUCUAUGACCCUUAAUUAAAGUCACAAUGAAAAGAAAGUA
Carassius gibelio (silver crucian carp) is the source of this 5171-nucleotide messenger RNA. Its product is annotated as polyamine-transporting ATPase 13A2-like. Gene Ontology annotation, cellular component: membrane. Gene Ontology annotation, biological process: autophagosome-lysosome fusion; regulation of autophagosome size; intracellular calcium ion homeostasis. Gene Ontology annotation, molecular function: ATP binding; P-type ion transporter activity; ATPase-coupled monoatomic cation transmembrane transporter activity. The coding region runs from base 1259 to 4663 and encodes 1134 amino acids. The record is from RefSeq and is a predicted model, not a curated record. Lineage: Eukaryota; Metazoa; Chordata; Actinopteri; Cypriniformes; Cyprinidae. The transcript has 28 exons.